AAAGUGAGGCGCAGUGUGAGUUAUUACGGCAACGUGUUACCGAUUAUGAGAUUAGAAAUUUCAUGCAGGUAUGCAGAAGCCCAGAAUUUCUUGACUUCCAUCCCGAACACUUACAGCGCAUCGUGGAGAAUGACGAACUGAACGUAAGCUCUGAAGCAGAUGUUUUCUGGUCUAUUAAACGUUGGUAUAAACAUGAUGCACAGACGCGGCAGCAGCACUUACCCCAUCUGAUUGCGUGUCUGCGGCUUACACAAUUCGAUGUUGACUUCUUGUAUGCGAAUAUCAACGCAAUGCCUGGUUGCGAGCUUUUGGUGAAUAGAGCCGUAGAAUGGCUACUGCGGCCUAAUGCGCGCUCCACAAUACCUUUGCGUUUUACAAAGCCCCGCAAGGUGCUGCGAACGGAAGAGGAUACACUUUGGUUAGCUGUGCAGACGCGAGGAGAUCAUCGUUUCGCCGACAAAUGCAUCCUACGUUACAGCCGUAUGCAUGGAGAAUGGCAGAAGUGGGCUGAAAUAAAAUUAGAGCGCAGCAAUUUCGGUGUAGUACAACUGGAGCACAGUCUCAUCUGUAUAGGCGGCUUGGGUCGUAAUAAUAAGCCUAGUAAUCGUGUGAACCGGUAUAAUUUGAAUACCCGUACCUGGGAGCCAAUGCCAUCGAUGGAGUAUCGUCGGGUUUACUUGAGUGUCGCGCUUUUGGAUGGCAGAAUAUAUGCCUUCGGUGGGCAGGAUGAAAAAUAUCAAGCGCUCAACUCGGUGGAAAUGUUCGACACUAUCGCUGGCCGUUGGCAAACCAUGACCAAUAUGCCAACUCGUCGCGCUGGUACUGGGACCGCUGUUUUAUAUGGUAAACUGUACGUGAUCGGUGGUUUCAAUAAAGCGCACUUGAGCGCAGUGGAAUGCUACGAUCCAACGAAAAAUCAAUGGACGCAAUGCGCUGAUAUGAAUGAGUCACGCGGUUGGCCGGGGGUAACUGUACACAAUGGAUGUAUCUAUGCCAUUGGCGGGUGGUAUAAUGGUGCGCUGCACACUGUGGAACGUUACUGUGCAGAGAGCAAUAAAUGGACUAUGAUUUCCGGUUUGAAUGUUGCACGUGGCAGCAUCUGUGCGUUGUCUAUGAAUGAGGAGUUGUGGGCGAUAGGCGGCUAUAGCGAGGGUGUGCUCAAGGACACAGUGGAGCUGUACGAUGCUGAAAAUGAUAAAUGGAUUGAGAAGAAGAUGCUGCCCGAAGCUGGUAGAUAUGUAUGCUAAGUGGACUGUGAUUUGAAUUUUGACUUUGUUUAUAGCGCUGGGAAAUCUAAUUGUACAACUUAUU
This is a messenger RNA of Rhagoletis pomonella (apple maggot), 1311 nucleotides long. Its product is annotated as kelch-like protein 5. The coding region runs from base 63 to 1247 and encodes 394 amino acids. Lineage: Eukaryota; Metazoa; Arthropoda; Insecta; Diptera; Tephritidae. The record is from RefSeq and is a predicted model, not a curated record. Gene Ontology annotation, molecular function: protein binding. The transcript is spliced from 6 exons.